Condylura cristata (star-nosed mole) is the source of this 3386-nucleotide messenger RNA. RefSeq names its product retinol dehydrogenase 11 (all-trans/9-cis/11-cis) (gene RDH11). The coding region runs from base 450 to 1400 and encodes 316 amino acids. Lineage: Eukaryota; Metazoa; Chordata; Mammalia; Eulipotyphla; Talpidae. The transcript is spliced from 7 exons. The record is from RefSeq and is a predicted model, not a curated record.
UGCCUCACCAACUGUAAGCCUCCAAACGCUUUUCUUCUUCUCAAUCCGCCGUAAAAAUUACAGACGCCAGAAGAAAAAAAGUGGUAACUGCCUGGGGCGUUUGGGGGAACUUGAACCAGGAUCUGGACUUGGGCACUGGGAGAAGGAGAUUUCGCCAGAAUCCGCGGAUCUGAAGGGCUGCGGGAGAACGUUUUAGAUGACCCUCAACGCCCUAGGCUGUAGAUGGUGAGGAGUCCGUCGCGGAUCUGGGGUUUCUCUGGGACUUUGGACCCGCGUUCACUAGCCCACACCCCGCGCUAAGCUGUGGACUACAUUUCCCAGAGGACAUUGCUCCCGGGAUGGUGUACUUUGCACAGGGUGUGUCUGGGUAGAGACCAGGUCGUCGAGAGCAUCGUUGGGGCAGCCCACUUCCCCGCGCCGCUGCAUUGCUGCAGCUGCUGCCCAGCAAGAUGAUUGGAGUCCUUAUCCUGCUUCUCCUUCUCCCCUUGCUCCUGUACAUCGCUGCACCCCAAAUCAGGAAAAUGCUGUCCAAUGGGGUAUGUACAUCAACUGUCCAACUUCCUGGGAAGGUAGUUGUCAUCACUGGAGCAAACACAGGUAUUGGCAAAGAGACGGCCAGAGAGCUGGCUCAAAGAGGUGCCCGUGUGUAUUUAGCUUGCCGUGAUGUACAAAAGGGAGAACUGGUGGCCAAAGAGAUCCAGGUUAUGACAGGGAACAAACAAGUGUUGGUGCGGAAGCUGGACUUGGCAGAUACUAAAUCUAUUCGAGCCUUUGCUAAAGAAUUUUUAGCAGAGGAAAAGCAUCUCCACAUUCUGAUCAACAAUGCAGGAGUGAUGAUGUGUCCCUAUUCCAAGACAGCAGACGGUUUUGAAAUGCACAUAGGAGUGAACCACUUGGGUCACUUCCUCCUGACCCAUCUGCUCCUAGACAGAUUGAAAGAAUCAGCCCCAUCCAGGGUAGUGAAUCUGUCUUCCUUAGCACACCACAUGGGAAAGAUCCACUUCCAUAACCUGCAUGGUGAGAAGUUCUACAACUCAGGCCUGGCCUACUGUCACAGCAAGUUGGCCAAUAUCCUCUUUACCCAGGAGCUGGCCCGAAGGCUAAAAGGCUCCAGUGUCACGACGUAUUCCGUCCACCCCGGCACAGUACACACGGAAUUGAUUCGGCACUCGACUUUCGUAAGGUGGAUGUGGCGGCUUUUCUCUUUCUUCAUCAAGACCCCUCAGCAAGGAGCUCAGACCACCCUCCACUGUGCCAUAGCGGAAGGCCUGGAGGGUCUGAGUGGGAGUCAUUUCAGUGACUGCUGUUUGGCCAGGGUCUCUGCCCAGGGUCGAAAUGAGACAAUCGCCAGGCGGCUAUGGGAUGUCAGCUGUGACCUGGUGGGCAUCCCUGCCCAUUGACAGGUGGUGGUAGUUGGACCCAAGAGAAGCCUGCAGCAGACUACUACCUUGCCAAAGUGAUCUUUCUUCAGGAUGGUUAAAAACUUGAGCACAAAGAGAGUAGACCUUCCACCCUUGCCUGUGACAUCUGAUAAAAGCCCAGUUCACUGCCAAAUUCAUGUAAAUGCCUUGCAUUUGUCCAGAUUUACUUUGCUCUUGUUACAGCCAGAAUUAAUUGAGAAACCUUAAGACCCUAAUAUGACCUGCAAGCUCUAUUUUCCCUUUGAAACCUACUCUCUAGAAGAAUCUAAGUUAAAGCAGGGUUCAUUUAUGAUAAUUUGGGCUAGUUUCUGCUUUCAUAAAUCACAGAACCAACCAACCAACUUUCAAGAGGGCCAGUCACACUGCAGCCUCAUCUGAACUCCAGGAGUCACAGUGUGUGGCUUCAGAGCAGGGCUCACCAUUACUCUUAAGAAUGCCAUCAGCUGAAUUCUUCAGGGAACUCUUACCUGCAUGUGGAUUGUGAUGUGGCUUUGCCUCUGACAACCCAAAGCCACUACUAUUAAGAUACUUGUCUAGAUCAUGGAAGAACUUCCUUUUCUAAGAAGUUUGUUUGGUUUGGGGAAAAGGAGAAAUAAGCUAUGAUUUAAAUGAUCAUUUUCUGCUGUUUCUGAGACCAGCAAUAUAAUAGAGAAAGGAGUAGCUUGGGAAAACAGUUAUUUAACCCCAGGCCCAUGGAAGCCUCCUUUCUGUGCCUUAGUUUCCUUUUGAAAAACCAGAAGACAGGAAAGGCUACUUGGUGAUUAUCACUGACUGUUCUCAUGUAUUUAUGCAGUUGGGAAUAUGUUCAUAAAAUUCAAAAUGUUCACAAAGCAACAGUUUUAAACAGGUAUGUGAUCAGAGGUGGAAUCAUCCAGUCUUGGAUAUAAGUGUAGAGCUGUAAAAAGAAGCAGAUUUUGUAUGCACAUGUUAGUGACUACUCGUCAAGAGGUAUGGAUAGCAGUGAAGAAGUCCAAACAAGAAAGGAAUACUGGGAGGUAAUGCAUGCAGAGAGGAAAUUAGUUAAUGACUUAACAAAUGAAAAGAUGGUACUAUCCAGCUCUAGAAGAAAUGAGGGUGAGCACCUGAGUUAACAAGACUGAUAAGACGAUAAUCUUAACCAGUAUCUAUCUACCAAAGGGGAGGGGGGCUGGGUAAGAGGAAAACUGAAAACAAAGCAACCCCAAUUUUUUGUUUUCAAAAAUGAUCCUAAGGAUGCUAUUGAUAAUUUGUCAAUUUAGUAAUCUUUCAAGAUAUUUCCUUACAUUAAGAAUAUGUCAAAAAAAAAAAAGAAUAUGCCUAUUUCCUAAAAGCCUACCUUUAAUCUGGAGAGCUUUUAUCAGAAUACUGUCAAAGGAAGUCUAAGGAAUUGGUCAUUCCCUCAUUACUUGUUUGGAGUAUGCUAUUUUAAUUAGGGUUUAUAGUUGUAGAAUCAUAUUACUUUGGUAGGGAUAAGAGCUUAUAGGAUCACAGUCUUCUCAUAAAUGUAAAUAACCUUUUGUUGAACUUAUUUUGAGCAUUUAACUUUAUAUUUAGAAAAUGUCAUUUUCUGGAAAUAGUGAAAAAUCUUUGAUAAUAAUGUAGUAAAAUAAUAUUUUACUUAAUAUAUAUUAAACUGUCAAUGACAAAAGUUCCUUGUUUUUAUUUACCAGAAUAAAAAAACUGUAAGAACUAAGAUAAAAUCAACAGAAGAAAAGAAUAAAGUGAAAAUUUAUAGUAAAAAAAAAAGGGAACUCUUUAUUAUUGUUGUUGUGUAUUUAUCAUUCUAAGGAUAAACUGCCCCAAAGACUAGCCACAGCAGUCUCAAUUCAAAUGCCAUUAACUUCAUUUGUGUGAUAAUUUGAUUAUUUGAUCACCCAUUUCUACUUUUACGACACUACUCAAAGAUUACUUUUCCCAUUUUUUCCUAAUCACCCCAAACUAUUCAUCAUGUCUCCUUUUUGUUCCUGCCCCUUCUAUUAACACAAU